AUGGCAGACUCAGUCAAAAGCCCAUUUCGGCAAUAUCUGCCCGACUUGAGCAUUCCUCGCUUCACUAGCAUGGCAACAAAAGACGCCCAUGUCUAUGCCGAUGAUUUCAAAAAAGGUGGUCAGCCUCCAUGGCUUCAUGCCCUCUACCUUCAUUGGCGGGACCUGCUGAAAGCACCAUUCAAGGGUGUCACUACCGAUGGCAAGGUCCGCCCAGAUCUCUAUCAACUACAGGAUGAGGGCAUUCCAAUCGAAGACAUCGUCAAAGUUGCCAAAACCGCCUUGUCUGGCCUGACCCCCGAGCAGCAGUCAACCCUAUCAUACCAUAUCGACUCUCCAGAAUGGCGGACAUGGUCGAACCCGGAAUUUCUUCUAAGCCAUAAAGGAGUACGUCUCGACGAACUGACCUCCGAGGCCCGUGACUCCAUUCUGAAAAUCCUCUCUGUCACCCUUUCGCCAGAGGGUUACCAGAAAGCCAUUGCGGCCAUGCGCAUCAACGGAUUUCUCGGAGACCUCGUCAAAUCCCCAGCCGUCAUGAACGAAUAUUCCUACAACUUUGUUUUAUUCGGGGAGCCUUCGACCACAGAACCUUGGGGCUUCUCCUUCUAUGGCCACCACCUUUGCCUGAACAUCUUCCUCUACAAAACCCAAAUCAUCAUUUCCCCUUGGUUCACUGGGGCCGAACCCAAUAUCAUUGAUAGUGGCCCAUACACUGGAACCAGAAUACUCCAUGUGGAAGAGAAAGCUGGUCUGGACCUGAUGCAGUCACUUUCGCCAGAGCAGCAAUCCGCUGCCCAGGUGUACAAACUAAUGAAAGAUCCGGCUAUGCCUAAAGGCCGAUGGAACCACGACGACCAACGCCACCUCUGUGGUGCCUAUCGUGAUAACCGUGUCGUGCCCUACGAAGGUAUCCUAGUUACCUCGAUGAGCUCGGAGCAGCAGUCUCUCAUCCUCGCCAUCCUCAACCAAUACCUACUGUACCUCCCUGAAACCGCACGACGCAUCCGCAUCAACCACAUCUCUUCAUUCUUCUCCGAGACAUACUUCUGUUGGAUUGGCGGGUUCAGUGACACCGAUCCAUUCUAUUACCGGAUCCAAAGUCCUGUUGUCAUUGUCGAGUUUGACCAUCACUCUGGGGUGUUUUUGAACAACUCAGAGCCCGCCAAGUUCCACAUUCAUACAUUGCUCCGCACACCGAAUGGGGGUGAUUAUGGCAUGGCUUUGCGCUCAUUAAUUCCGAUCAAGGAGGACACGUUUCUCUGGGAGGGCUAGACCAGGAAAGUGCCAGUGUACAUGAAGGUAGCAAGCUGCAAGCUUCUAGGUAAAAAUG
Exophiala mesophila is the source of this 1327-nucleotide messenger RNA. RefSeq lists its product as uncharacterized. The transcript is spliced from 2 exons. Bases 1 to 1269 code for a protein of 422 amino acids. The record is from RefSeq and is a predicted model, not a curated record. Lineage: Eukaryota; Fungi; Ascomycota; Eurotiomycetes; Chaetothyriales; Herpotrichiellaceae.